CAUACCAUACAUAGGUGGAGGGCUUGUUAUUCUCAGUUUCCCGCCUAAGAGAGGAUACCCCUAUUGUUUCUGAAAGUGCUGACCAGGACCCACACUUCCAACAAAAUUCCUCUACCCCUGCAACAGCAGCAAAAGCAGCAGCAGAAGAAACGGCAAUAGAUAAGUGUUUUGAUGAAUUGCAAGAUGGAUAGGGCUUACAGUGCCCCCAGUCCUGCUGAUACCAAAUGCCUUUAAGAUACAGCCUUUCCCAUCCUAAUCUACAAAGGAAACAGGAAAAAGGAACUUAAAACUCCCUGUGCUCAUACAGAAAUGAGACUGUGACAGCCGCUUCUGUGCUGUUCCUUCUUGCCUCUGACUUGUAAACAAGAUCUAGGAGAACAUGCGGAUGGAAAGUCAGAAAACUCUGCGUGUUUGAAAGAUCCUUGGGACCUCAUGCACAUCUGUGGAAACUGGAUGGAGAGAUUUGGGGAAACAUGGACUCUAUAGUCGGCUUAGUUCUCUAUGGAGUCAGCUUGCUCCUUUCUGGAACAGUGGACUGUGCCAUGGACCUGAUCUUGAUCAAUUCCCUACCUCUUGUGUCUGAUGCUGAAACAUCUCUCACCUGCAUUGCUUCUGGAUGGCACCCCCAUGAGCCCAUAAUCAUAGGAAGGGACUUUGAAGCCUUAAUGAACCAGCACCAAGAUCCACUAGAAGUUACUCAAGAUAUGACCAGAGAAUGGGCUAAAAAAGUUGUCUGGAAGAGAGAAAAGGCUAGUAAAAUCAAUGGUGCUUAUUUCUGUGAAGGGCGAGUUCGAGGAGAAGCAAUAAGGAUUCGGACCAUGAAGAUGCGCCAACAAGCUUCCUUCCUACCAGCUACUUUAACUAUGACUGUGGACAGGGGAGAUAAUGUGAACAUAUCCUUCAAAAAGGUCUUGGUUAAAGAAGAAGAUGCAGUGAUUUACAAAAAUGGUUCCUUCAUCCAUUCGGUGCCCCGGCACGAAGUACCUGAUAUUUUAGAAGUGCAUCUGCCUCAUGCUCAGCCCCAGGAUGCUGGAGUGUACUCGGCCAGGUACAUAGGAGGAAACCUCUUCACCUCGGCCUUCACCAGGCUGAUAGUCCGGCGGUGUGAAGCUCAGAAGUGGGGACCUGAAUGUAACCGUGUGUGCACGGCUUGCAUGAACAAUGGGAUCUGCCAUGAAGAUACUGGAGAAUGCAUUUGCCCUCCUGGGUUUAUGGGGCGAACAUGUGAGAAGGCUUGUGAACUGCAUACAUUUGGCAGAACUUGUAAAGAAAGAUGUAGUGGACCAGAGGGAUGCAAGUCCUACGUGUUCUGUCUCCCAGACCCCUAUGGGUGUUCCUGUGCUACAGGCUGGAAAGGUCUGCAGUGCAAUGAAGCAUGCCAGCCUGGUUAUUAUGGGCCAGACUGUAAGCUUAGGUGCAGGUGCACCAAUGGGGAGAUGUGUGAUCGGUUCCAGGGAUGCCUCUGCUCUCCAGGACGCCAAGGGCUCCAGUGUGAGAAAGAAGGCAUUCCAAGGAUGACUCCAAAGAUAGAGGAUUUGCCAGAUCACAUAGAAGUAAACAGUGGUAAAUUUAACCCCAUCUGCAAAGCAUCUGGCUGGCCACUACCUGCUAAUGAAGAAAUGACCCUGGUUAAGCCAGAUGGGACAGUGCUCCAUCCAAAUGACUUUAACCAUACGGGUCAUCUCUCAGUGGCCACCUUCACUAUCCACCGGAUCCUGCCCCCUGACUCAGGAGUCUGGGUCUGCAGUGUGAACACUGUGGCUGGGAUGGUGGAGAAGCCUUUCAACAUUUCUGUUAAAGUUCUUCCAAAGCCCUUGAAUGCCCCAAACGUAAUUGACACUGGACAUAACUUUGCUGUCAUCAACAUCAGCUCUGAGCCUUACUUUGGGGAUGGACCAAUCAAAUCCAAGAAGCUUCUAUACAAACCUGUUAAUCAUUAUGAGGCUUGGCGGCAUAUUCAAGUGACAAGUGAGAUUGUUACCCUCAACUAUUUGGAACCUCGAACAGAAUAUGAGCUCUGCGUGCAGCUGAUCCGGCGUGGAGAGGGCGGAGAAGGGCAUCCUGGACCCGUAAGGCAGUUCACAACAGCUUCUAUCGGUCUUCCUCCUCCAAGAGGUCUCAGUCUCCUACCAAAAAGUCAGACCACUCUAAAUUUGACCUGGCAACCAAUAUUUCCAAGCUCGGAAGAUGACUUUUAUGUUGAAGUUGAGAGGAGGUCUGUACAAGUGAAUAGUGAUCAGCAGAAUAUUAAAGUGCCAGGCAACUUGACUUCAGUGUUACUGAACAAUUUACACCCUAGGGAAAAGUACAUUGUCCGAGCCAGAGUCAACACCAAGGCCCAGGGGGAGUGGAGUGAAGAUCUCGUCGCUUGGACCCUUAGUGACAUUCUCCCUCCUCAACCAGAAAACAUCAAGAUUUCCAAUGUCACAGACUCCUCGGCCGUGAUCUCUUGGACAAUCUUGGAUGGCUAUUCCAUUUCUUCUGUCAUCAUCCGUUACAAGGUACAGGGCAAAAAUGAAGACCAGCACAUUGAUGUGAAGAUCAAGAAUGCCACCAUUACCCAGUAUCAGCUCAAGGGUCUAGAGCCUGAAACAGCUUACCAGGUGGACAUCUUUGCAGAGAACAACAUAGGGUCAAGCAAUCCAACCUCUUCUCUUGAACUGAUGACUCUUUCUGAAUCUCAAGCACCAGCAGACCUUGGAGGUGGGAAGAUGCUACUUAUAGCCAUCCUUGGCUCAGCGGGAAUGACCUGCCUGACAGUGCUCUUGGCCUUUCUGAUCAUGUUGCAGUUGAAGAGGGCAAAUGUCCAAAGGAGAAUGGCCCAAGCCUUCCAAAAUGUGAGGGAAGAACCAGCUGUGCAGUUCAACUCAGGAACUCUGGCCCUGAACAGGAAGGCCAAAAACAACCCAGAUCCUACAAUUUAUCCAGUGCUUGACUGGAAUGACAUCAAAUUUCAAGAUGUGAUUGGGGAGGGUAAUUUUGGCCAGGUCCUUAAGGCUCGCAUCAAGAAGGAUGGGUUAAGGAUGGACGCUGCCAUCAAGAGAAUGAAAGAAUAUGCUUCCAAGGACGACCACAGGGACUUUGCAGGGGAACUAGAGGUUCUUUGUAAACUUGGACACCACCCAAAUAUCAUCAAUCUCUUGGGAGCGUGUGAACAUCGUGGCUACUUGUACCUGGCCAUUGAGUACGCCCCCCAUGGGAAUCUCCUGGACUUCCUGCGCAAGAGCCGAGUGCUAGAGACGGACCCUGCGUUCGCCAUAGCCAACAGCACCGCCUCCACGCUGUCCUCCCAGCAGCUUCUCCAUUUUGCAGCAGAUGUGGCCCGUGGAAUGGACUACUUGAGCCAAAAACAGUUUAUCCACAGGGACCUGGCCGCCAGGAACAUUUUAGUUGGUGAAAACUAUGUAGCCAAAAUAGCAGACUUUGGAUUGUCCCGAGGUCAAGAAGUGUAUGUGAAAAAGACAAUGGGAAGGCUCCCUGUGCGCUGGAUGGCGAUCGAGUCACUAAAUUACAGCGUGUAUACAACCAACAGCGACGUAUGGUCCUAUGGAGUAUUACUGUGGGAGAUUGUUAGCUUAGGUGGCACCCCUUACUGUGGGAUGACGUGUGCAGAACUCUAUGAAAAGCUGCCCCAGGGCUACAGACUGGAGAAGCCCCUGAACUGUGAUGAUGAGGUGUAUGAUCUUAUGAGACAAUGCUGGCGGGAGAAGCCUUAUGAAAGGCCCUCAUUUGCCCAGAUCUUGGUGUCCUUGAACAGGAUGUUAGAAGAACGAAAGACCUACGUGAAUACCACGCUUUAUGAGAAGUUUACCUACGCAGGAAUUGACUGUUCUGCUGAAGAAGCAGCCUAGGACAGCCCAUCUUUUAUCUAUAUAUAUUCUGUCUCCCUUUCACUGGCAUGAGAGACCCGUGAUACCUGGAUGCCAAGCCAGCCAGCCUCUGCCCAGAGAGGUGACAUAGAAUAUGGACAUGUAUAUAGAUUGCUGUCUGUCUGGGACUUUCUCCAUAAGACCUCUGUGUGUGAAUCUAUAGUACACUCUGACUCUACUAGGACUGUAUAUACUGUUUUGAGUAAGAAUGUGCUGGACUCAGAAUGCCUGUUCGUGGUUUCAUAUGCAAUAAUAUAUUUUUCUAAAACAUGGACUUUAUAGGAAGGUGUGAGAGUACAAUUAAUGUAGUGCAUAACUCAUUGUUAGCCUGGAUAUUUUUGAUAUUUACCUAUAUAAUGAAGGUAGAAGAAAAUUUUGUUAAGAAACCUAAUGCUGACCCUGACAGCACAGGUGAGAAAAGUAGGGGAAGUGAAUGAGUUCUAACAGGACAUGGAUUUAAGUUACUUAAAAGUUCACCUAAGUGGUAUCAAAGAGAUUCUUCUCUCUCUAAACUUCUUCCCUCACCUGUAGAAGCCAUCUCAAUUUCAUUUGGUAAUCUGACAUCUUUGUCAUGUGUUUUCUGAGCCCACAAGUUGGUCCAGAAUGCUAACACUGAAAAACAGACUUAAAUCUCAUUCCAUAGAAGCCUUAGAGCUUAUAGAGAAGUAUAAGUUCCAUAAAUUAAUAGGAUUUAGUUUUAGUUUCUCUGAUAACAUUGAUGUGUUUAUUAAGAAAUUAAAAUGGGAAUCGUGGAGUUAUAUUUUGGGAGACAUGUGACAUUUAUCCUAUCAAAUUAACAUCCCUACGUGUAUUGCACAUUGUAAAAAGUUUGUUUUCAUCAGUUAUGAGUUUACCAUUUAUAUUGUAGGCACAUGUUGCACUGAGAUCAUACAGUAAGUAAAUAAAUGUCUUGCCUACUCACUUUUGGUCCAGGAAUGUGUCUCAGAGAUAUUGCCAAAUGUCUGGGUUAUACCUUCAAGAAAGUAUCUUAAGCUCACAAGAUGAGAAACAUCUUCCAGAAAUAUUCUACUGUCUAACACGCUUUCUUGCAUCACUGACAUUAGGCUUAAGAAUCCCUUUUAACUGUGUUGCAAUGUUAAUAGUUCAACAUAUUGCAUAAAAUUCCAUAUUCCUGCCGUCUGCUCAAAUUUAUGCAUAUCAGCAAUGACCAGGAAACUGUAUUUCUCCGAAACACUUUCUGUAUAUUAGUUCCUUUUUGCUUUUCAUCCAGAUGUUGUGAUGAUACUCCUGACAACUUCUGGUUUGCAUGUACACAGAACUGAACACGGAUGAUCUGAAAAUUUAGAUUAUGUAUUCAAAUUUUGCAUGUUCUUUGGAAUAUACAACAACAGCUGCUUUUUCUAUAAUAGCUUAACCUUCUUGAUUAUACCUAUUUAAAAUAAUUUAAACUUACAUCAUUAUGAAUUUCCUUCAUGUCGAGUACAAGAGAGAGAUGGCUGAAGAAGUCCUUGGGGUAGCAAGAAAAAGGUAUUCAGUGAUACUUAAGAUUCACUUGUAAAUUCAAAAUACCAAGGCAACAAAACUUGAGGUGUGAUUGCUGAGGACACAUCACAACUGUCAGAAGGCCACCAAUUUAUUCCUGGCAUGGAGACCACAUGAUAACUCAUCUCUCUGACUCAUCCAUAAUAUGGUCAAAGAAACCUGUGUAGUUUUGUAGCAUGUUAACAGCCUUAACAUUAAAGAUCACUUACUCAAAGGUCAAUAGUUAAACCAAAUCGUCAUAUUGUUUCCAUAGGCCAUUUCCACAUUAUCAACAAGCAAUUAAGAAAGAAAGAACCAACCACUUAAAAGGAAUUAGACAAUUCUAGUAUUGGAAUUGGUAGAUCCAUAGAACAAUGCCUUAAAAAAAUUGGUGAGUUGUUGAUAUGAAUCAAAGUAGCCAUACAUGCAUAAAAAACACAUCACACAAUAGCCAAAUGAUCAAAAAUUUUAUGAUAACACACUGAAAAGUUUACAUUUACUUCCAUAUAUUCUGUGAGGAAAAUCCCUGCUUCUAAAUAGGUUAGCUAAAGAAAACUGCUACAAUUUUUUAGAUAAAGAUGUUUUUAACCCCAAGAAGUAUAAUGGUUCUAGGUAUUUAGAGAGAAAAAGAAAUUUAGGUAACUGGAGAAAUGACUUUUUUUCCAAAGUCCUGGACCCAUUACUUCAACUUUAAACCAUCUUCCACUGUUAUUCACAUACUAUCUACAAAGAUGAGUCAAAUUCCAAACAACCUAAUUCCUUCUCAUACCCCUUCCCAGCCAUAUUGUGGAAAUUUAACCUUUAAAAUGUAUAAAUAAACCUCAACAAUGCUUUUC
Molecule: messenger RNA, 6187 nt
Organism: Sus scrofa (pig)
Lineage: Eukaryota; Metazoa; Chordata; Mammalia; Artiodactyla; Suidae
Gene: TEK
Product: TEK receptor tyrosine kinase
Biological process (GO): protein phosphorylation; cell surface receptor protein tyrosine kinase signaling pathway; multicellular organism development
Cellular component (GO): signaling receptor complex; plasma membrane
Molecular function (GO): protein binding; ATP binding; transmembrane receptor protein tyrosine kinase activity
Source: RefSeq, a predicted model, not a curated record